GCAUUCAUGUCGCCACGGCGAUGGAUCCAAGAAUGACGAACGUAGGGUUUUGGAGGAGGGCGGCGUGGUGGGAGGUACGCUUCGCUAUAUGAAAUUGAUGCGGCAUUGCUCGAGAGAUUGGAAAAAGAGGGAUUUUUUUUUUGAUAGAACCGUUUAGAGCUUCGCUCUUAGAAAGAAUGGAAGAGAGAAGAAACUAAAGCUCUAUCAGCGUCGUGGAUUCAACGUAGAGAACAAGGACUAUGGAAAAAUUUAGACCAUGGUGUUGUGGAUAUACAAGCUGAAGGAGUCCUCUCAUCUUUGCAAGUUCACAAAUUCCGUGGAGAAGUUGCAAGCUUCCGGGAUAACUAUAUAUCCUUGAUGCUUGCUCGGUGGCUACUCGAGGAAAGGCUAAUAGACAGUGUCAGGGACGACGAUAACUUACUGCCUGCUCGUUGGUGCUUAUGCUCGCCCGGGAGGAGAUGCGAGACUGUCAUAUCUGGCCGAACUCCUCUACACAGCCCAAAGGCUGAAGCUCUUGCGAGAGAUGUUUCGAAUGGUGUCUUGGAACUCUUAGGAAGCUGACGGCUCAAACUUUCAACAAGAGCAGGACCGGUGGCAUGACGUGAACCAACUGUCGAGGAGAUGCGUUCCGAGUGACUGUUUCCAAGCACAACCUUUGUGGAUAUAUACAUUCAUGCACGCUUGUUCCAGUCCAGGCGAUGGAAUGGGACCGUCGCCAGCGGCUUACUCAGCUCAACUGGGAAUGUGCGAGCAUGAAAAAUAUUGAGAUACACCUGGUGAUCAACGCGUUUAGUCUGGUCAGGUGGUGUUCCCGGUGUUUGAAUACAUCAAACGAAGCUGGAUUGACAGCUGACAAGAUAACUUAUACAACGCUCAUGAAAGCAUUGAUUAGGCCCGAGAAGCUCGACGAGGUCUCAAAUAUAUUUGAAGAGAUGGUUUAAGGCAGGGUGUGGCACGUCAGAUGGAAAAGCAGAAGACAUGCUUCGCGUUCGCAGUGCUUUCCGAGUCACUUUGUCAUCAAAAGACAAACUUUUGCGGAGAGGUACUUGGCCAAAUGACAAGCCCAAUCCCUUUGAAGAUUGCAUGGCAGCAAUAUAAGGAGAAGAAUAGCCAGCCGCAGAUCACGCAUAGUCUAUACACUCUGGGGAGUUCUUGAUCCUUGGAUGUUCGCUACGUUCGAAGCAGAGAAAUUCCUAAAGUAACAUCGGUGCAUUUGGAUAAAAAAUGGCUAUGGUCCUGGCACACAACCUUAGUUUUUUCCCCGAAUACAUAAACAAGUGGACAGAACAGAACGGCGAUGUUUGUAACCAUGACAUCGAGGGCGGCACUGGGCGUAUAUUUUAAGUAUGAAAUCCGAGAAAGAUUGGCACGUGGGUGCACAGGAUCUUCAACAAUUCCAGGCAGCUCUGCUGCUCGGAGGAAGAAGAAAAAUGCAAGUAUGUGGUGAGCUGAGGAGGAGGAGGACAGCCUUGGGCUUAUUCUACUCCAAGUAAAAGGAUGGAAAAAGCUGGGAUUUUUAUUUAAAGCGCACCUCUUUGGGUCGUCACCAACGCAUCACCCAACUUAUGACAACGCUCAUGUGCUUCUGCGGAUCGGUUUCUUCCGACUGGUGCCACCGGCUGGUGGUAUGCAUCCAGAUAUUACUUUGCAACUUGCACUGAUGUUCUUGUUUGCUGUUGUUGGAGCGUCGUUGUUGUCACUGCCUUUCGGGUUCUUGACUUUGAACGCCUUGCUCGUUUUGGAUUUGCAACGCUUGGACUGGUUUAAGUGUAAUUCUUGACCACCCGCGCCAGGCACAGGUACUACAAUCAAAAGCUUUGGUCUUGGAAAGACGUCGCUGCUGCUGCCGGAUUGUGUGUCUGCUUUUCAGGAUUUCAGCUGGAGAUCUUUGCUAUCAACUAAUUCCUCGUGGUCCAGCGGGAGCUUCGUCCACGCUUAUGAGCAACAGCAGCAGCAACAAACGGCUGGCUGGCAUGUUGCGAUAAAUGGUGGGGGCAGAAGCAAUUGCCCAGGCAUGGCAUACGCAGGAAAGACUUGUACCAGCAGAGGGCAGGAACAGCCAUUGUGUGCAUGUGUGCUGUGCUGCAGCAUGCGUGUGUGCCUGAUUUGAUCGCUACAUGCUGAGUGAGACAAAGGAAGUACGACGUUUCUUCCUCAAUUCUUCUCCACCAACUGGAGCUUUUAAGAAUUUGGCACCCUCUGCUGCGGGUGCUAAUGCGUGGAGGAAAUCGCACUGUACGUAGUACGAUGCACGUAACUCAUGGACCCAGCAUGGAGAGGGAAAAGCAAACAAAAAGAAAAGCAAGAGAGCUAAAGAAUGCGCCUGGGGGGAUUGUUUAACAUCCAACUUUCGAGCGGGCAUGCAAGGGAGUUUUAUAGCGGAGAUAGAUCCAAGGCGCGAGGAAAGAGAGAGAGAGAGGAAGAAUGGAAGUUCCUUGCAAGUUGGUCCUUUUAUGUCCGCGAAAAGAAGGGCCGCGGUGACAUGAAAUGUUUGCGUUCAACCCUGUUGUCAAAGGGAGACAAUGCACAGAACAAGGACGUUGCUUUACAUGAGAUCUAUCGCAUUUACCCGAUCGAUAAAAUAUGCCUCGAGGAGCCGUGGAGUGGAUUGGUAACAGGAGAAAGACGAGAAAGCAGCGAAGGGACAGGAAUAAAUAACUCAUGCACAGGAUCUCCAUCGCCACCACCACCACUGUGCAUCGUCGACGGAGACACAAAGACGAGGGAGGGCGAAGCUACUCCGUUUGAUGAUCGAGAAGAGCAGUGAUGGCGGGCAGCAGCAGAGUUGGAGCUAGAUCGGGAAGAGCAGUGAUGACGAGCAGCAGCAGAGAUGGAGCUAGAUCACCCUCCAGGACAAGGAUGAUAAUGGCCAGCAGAGAGAAUCCAAAGCGCCACAGGCUCCAUGACAACGUAGCAAAGAUGGCGAUGGUGGUGGUGCUGCUGCUGCUAGCUUCACUUCCCAGGACGAUCUCCAGCGAAAGAAUCCAUGGACGAGCAGAGGAAGGGUCAUCUCACAUUGUCCACUCGGACUACGAGCAGCCGGACCCUUUCAUGGAUCCCAACGAGCUGGAAUCGCUCUUCCGGGUGAUGGAAGCUCUGACGAUGGAGAUUGAGUGGCGGCGGCACUACCCACACCCGUGUAGCAGCACUCCAUGGCCGGGCAUCCACUGCGAGCAGCAAGACGAUGGCCUCUCUCACGUCACGCGCAUCGACUUUGGAUCGCUGCCCAACUCGACUUGCAAGCGCAAUGCCACCAUGGAUCCAUCGCUCCUCCAGCUCAAGUCCCUGCGCGGCCUCUUCAUCCUCAAUUGCUUCGUGGAUUCCAAGACCACCAUCGUCCCCGGGAUCUCCAAGCUCGCCUCCUCGCUCCAGAUGCUCAGCCUGCGAGGGAAUCCAUCGCUGGUGGGAGAGAUCCCCAGCGAGAUUGGGCGCCUCUCCAAGCUCGAGGUCCUCUCCCUCUCGCAGAAUGGCCUCUCGGGGCAAAUCCCCAAGGAGCUGGGCGAUCUGGCCAAGGUCGAGCACAUCGAUCUGAGCUACAAUGCCCUCUCCGGGGCGAUUCCAGGGGAGCUUGGCGCGAUCAAGAGCCUCAGCAUCCUGGAUCUUAAUGGAAAUCUUCUCUCCGGGCACAUUCCAUCCUCGAUCGGGGAGGCAUCCCAGCUCCAGAAGAUGGAUCUCAGCGGCAAUCGCCUCACGGGAAGGAUCCCAUCCUCGCUGGGAUCCUUGGCGGGCUUGAAAUUCUUGGCGCUCAGUGACAACGAGCUCACGGGCGAGUUGCCCCAAUCACUGGCCAAUCUCGUGGGGAUCGAGUACCUCAUCCUCCACGGCAAUCCAAUGCGCGUGGAGCUCCCGGAUUUUUGGAGCAAGCUCACCAAUCUCUCGGAGCUCAGCCUCUCCAGCUCUGGAUACUUCGGUUCCAUUCCCGCGAGCUUGGGGGAUUUGAUCUAUCUCAGCGAGCUCUCUCUCGAGGACAAUCUUCUCAAUGGUAGCAUUCCUUCCAGCAUUGCCAGGCUCUCCAACAUCUAUCAUCUCAAUCUCAGCAACAAUCUUCUCUCCGGACCGGUGCCUUUCCAAAGAGAUUUCCUCUACAGGCUGGGCGAGAACUUGGAUCUUCGUGGGAACGUAGAUCUGUGCCUCACUGUGGACGUGCCAAGGAACGUUUCCACCAAGAAUUUGAGCUCGUGUAGUAGUCAGGGAUCAUCAUUGUCUUCCAGCAGCAAUAGUGGUGCUGCCAACAGCGGAUUGUUGUCCAGGCAGAGAUCCUUGCUGCUCUUUUUGCUGGUGCUUCUACUAGCUUUGCUUGAUUAGAAGAUGUGUAUAUGGAAUCAAAUUAUCAACAACGUUAAUUAUUUCUAGCAAUUGA
Molecule: messenger RNA, 4360 nt
Organism: Selaginella moellendorffii
Lineage: Eukaryota; Viridiplantae; Streptophyta; Lycopodiopsida; Selaginellales; Selaginellaceae
Product: piriformospora indica-insensitive protein 2
Exons: 12
Coding region: 2767-4305 (512 amino acids)
Molecular function (GO): protein binding
Source: RefSeq, a predicted model, not a curated record